This is a messenger RNA of Aplosporella prunicola CBS 121167, 693 nucleotides long. RefSeq lists its product as uncharacterized. Lineage: Eukaryota; Fungi; Ascomycota; Dothideomycetes; Botryosphaeriales; Aplosporellaceae. The transcript has a single exon. The record is from RefSeq and is a predicted model, not a curated record. The coding region runs from base 293 to 595 and encodes 100 amino acids.
UUACAGAACCCCCACAUCACACCACGGUGCUGCUACUUUGGUACUAACGCAUAAUCACGCGGUCUGUCCAUGGAAACCAUACCUGAAGUGUCUCUUCAGAGCCCUAGCCCAAAGGCACAUAAAUUGCUGCUGCCUGCCCAUUGCUACUGACACCCAUCAGCAAGAAAGCGCUCAAAAUCUAAAACUCUACCCCAAACACACGCAAACGAACAAAGCACCAUGGCCACCUCGAUCCUGAACCACCAGUUCACCUUCGCGCAACCCAUCGCAGGCCUGCCCUCGUCCAGCCACAAUGCACACCAGGAGCACCACCACGAAUGCUCCACAGGCGAUAUCCAGCGGCAGAGCGCAUCUCGAGGCAGCUGGUUCCACUUCCACCGGACGCCCAGCCCCGCGCCCGCUAAACACGCAGAGCAGGCACCGGCGCGCCCGUCCUGGACCGCGCCGCGGCAUUCCUGGGGCGCGAAGUUCUGAAUCGCAGCCGCGGCGCACCGCCUGGCAGGGAAGGGCGAAGGCUACCAACAGCUGCGCCCAGAGCGCCGCCGCAUCGCGAUUGGCUUCUCGCGCUCCCGGCGCGCCCGAGCUACCUAGCUAGCGGCGCAGCACCCCUUGUCAGCUGAAAAAUAAAAAGACUCCGACUUCUGCCUUGCGGCGCGAGGCUGAGAGAGAGAGAGAGAAAGAGCUGAAUGAGUG